Trachymyrmex septentrionalis is the source of this 1026-nucleotide messenger RNA. RefSeq names its product longitudinals lacking protein, isoforms A/B/D/L-like. The record is from RefSeq and is a predicted model, not a curated record. NCBI's taxonomy places the organism in Eukaryota, Metazoa, Arthropoda, Insecta, Hymenoptera, Formicidae. The transcript has 2 exons. Bases 42 to 500 code for a protein of 152 amino acids.
GAGAGCAGUGUUGUGUAUUAUAAUGAUUUCAAACAUAAUAAAUGUUACCUACACAUUACUUUUCCUGUCUUGACGAUUCUGAUGAUGCUCUUAUCUUUCACUCGCUAAUUGCGUGCUCAUCUUUUCAAAGUUUCAUUUUCAGAGACAGAUUGCCAACGUUACGAGAACGUCUGCUUAUAUUAACUACGUUGUCAGUUCUUCUGUACGGAAGUUACGGGGUCGGUCUAUAUGACUCAACGAAGCCCGACCCAAGUCAGAGCAUCAGGGUGUCGCCAAUUCGACGACGAGGAAGCGGUCGCCGUAAUCACGUGUGCCCGAAGUGCGGUAAUGGUUACACCGUGAUCAAGAGUCUCAGGCGACACUUGCGCUAUGAAUGUGGUCUGACCCCGAGGUUCAAGUGCCCUUACUGCGGCACUCGCAGCAAGCAACGCGGCCACGUGAGCCAGCAUAUACGCAGGAAGCACUCCGGUCAGCGCAUCUAUAUCAUCGACUCGCCCUGAUGAGGCUUCAUCCAGUAUUCCCUCUAACGAAACGUUCCUCUUCCUUUGGCGACACACGUUAGCAAAUACGAUUGUCGAUGUAUAGUCUGACAAUCUUGUUUUAUUAUUCUUGAUUUUAUCUCUUUCGACAUGUUUGAUCUAUCGACACUCUUGUUGGUGAAUCGAUAUUACGUGUAAUUGUAAUUGUCGUUUUGUUAACUGUGCUUAAUGGAAUAAAACAUUUCCACGACAUUCUACUGGUUUUUGAGAAAGUCGUUUCAUUUCCAUUCACUUUAUACAACAAACGCUUGCAUUGAUAGCUCGUCGGAACAAUCUGGACGCAUUUCGUGGUUUGUUGACGAACAAGCUAAACAGGUAAACGGAGAUCUUUGCGCGAGCUUGAACUCCUCGGGGUCAGGUGACGGGAAUAAUUCGCGAUAACACUCGCAAGCGUCUCCAUGAUCUUCUCAUUUUUUAUCUCUUUCUCCUUCACGCUCGGAACCAGCGCAUCUUAAUUAUCUAGCUAACUCCGCGUCCUGUCGAUUUU